UGUGACUGAUAUCACAUCUCCAGAAUCACAGUACACAGGAUCAGCACUGUCUAGUUCUGCUUUAUCAUCUAUCACUGAUAUCACAUCUCCAGAAUCACAGUACACAGAAUCACCACUGUCUAGUUCUUCUGUAUCAUCUACCACUGAUUUCACAUCUCCAGAAUCACAGUACACAGAAUCACCACUGUCUAGUUCUGCUUUAUCAUCUAUCACUGAUAUCAUAUCUCCAGAAUCACAGUACACAGGAUCAUCCCUGUCUAGUUCUCCCAUGUCAUCUGCGACUGAAAUCACAUCUCCAGAAUCACAGUACACAGGAUCAGCACUGUCUAGUUCUGCUUUAUCAACUAUCACUCAUAUCACAUCUCCAGAAUCACAGUACACUGGAUCACCACUUUCUAGUUCUUCUGUGUCAUCUGCGACUGAUUUCACAUCUCCAGAAUCACAGUACACAGGAUCAGCACUGUCUAGUUCUGCUUUAUCAUCUAUCACUGAUAUCACAUCUCCAGAAUCACAGUACACAGGAUCAGCACUGUCUAUUUCUUCUGUGUCAACUGUGACAGAUAUCACAUUUCCAGAAUCACAGUACACAGGAUCUACACUGUCUAUUUCUUCUGUGUCAACUGUGACUGAUAUCACAUCUCCAGAAUCACAGUACACAGGAUCACCACUGUCUAGUUCUCCUGUAUCAUCUGCGACUGAUAUCACAUCUCCAGAAUCACAGUACACUGGAUCACCACUGUCUAGUUCUUCUGUGUCAACUGUGACUGAUAUCACAUCUCCAGAAUCACAGUACACAGGAUCAGCACCGACUAGUUCUUCUGUUUCAUCUAUCACUGAUAUCACAUCUCCAGAAUCAGAGUACACAGGAUCACCACUGUCUAGUUCACCUGUACCAACCGUGACUGAUCUCACAUCACCGGUGUCCCAGGAGACAGAGACAAUGGCUUCAAGUGUUCCUGUACCAACUGUGACGGCUGCUUCUGACGCGCCUGUGCUAACAUCAUCACCUAUGAGCCCCAUGUCCACAUCUGCAGUGUCACAGCAAACAACACCUGAGGCAUCGUCUGUUUCUGUGUCACCAAGCGAUUCUGCUUCUACAGAGCUAUAUUCAUCUCAAACAGCCGUGACAUCUGACAUAUCUGAUCAAACAUCUCCAGAAUCACCGCCGUUCACCGACUUGUCAUUUGCGUCAAGCGCUCCUCUAUCAGCUGUGACUGAUGUCACAUCGCAAGAGUCACAACAGACUGAAGCGUUCACUUCUGGGUUUUCUGUCUCAACUCUGACAGCUGCUUUUAGGAUAACUCCACUACCUAUGAGCCCCGUGUCUACAUCCCCCGUUUCUCGAUUGUCAUCGACACAUGCAGCGUCUGUGUCACCAGGUGCUUCUCUUUCCACGGAGAUAUUUUCACCUCAAACCUUCACGGCAUCCGAAUCGUCUGACCAGACUUCGGGACCAACUUCAUUCACUUCGACACAUCCAGAAUCGCUGCAAACAACACCGUCCUCCUCAGUACCCAGUGGCUCACCAUCCGCUCUAUAUUCCUCAUCGCCACCUGCAUCGGCUUCAUCACCGGAAUCCAUGGCUUCUACAUCUGCCGCUUCACGCGCAACAGCCACUUUUACGUCUGAGCAGUCAAGCCACCUCACGCGCACGGAGGAAGCGACUCCCUCUGAUUCUCUUGCAUCAACAUCUCCGAAAUCUCAAGAAACAACGCCAUCGUUGGCAUCAUCAGGGUCGCCUGGUGCGCCUUCCUCAAUGCCGUCGCAGGCUGUCACGUCUUCAGCUUCACUGCCGAGGGCAACGUUCUCGUCCAUCGCCACGUUAACAACCAUCGCCCUGACCACAGCCACCGAGUCUCGGGCCUCCGAGGCCCCGGCGACGCUGAACGAGACGAUGGUCGCCAGGGCGGCCCCCGAUCCCCGCUUAUCCGAGUCUCCCGACGAGCAGACGUUCAGCCUCAGGUUCAAAGUUCUCAACAAGGAGUUUGUCCCGGCGCUUCAAGAUCAGAGCUCGGACGAGUUCCAACAACUGUCGAGCGAUUUGAAUCAGGAGGUGAAAUCCAUUUUCAAGAGCGGGCCCCUUUCGAAGCAUUUUCGACAGAGCAAAAUACAUUCGUUCAGCAAAGGUUCGGUGAACUGCGGCGGAACUCUGAAGUUUAAUAAGCCAAAAGACAAGGAGAUAUUGGCAGAAGAUGUUCACGAGCAGUUCGUCGGCGGAACGACCCGAGGCAAUGCCCUAGGACCAUUUGCCCUUGCGUGUGGCAGCACUUCGGUAGAUGGUACGUACCGUGCAAUGUGUUGUUACCGGCGCUUCGCACAAAGCGGGCCUUGUUUUACAGACCCCACAUGGAUGAUGGGUUGAGUGGCUCUGCCUCAGCCUCCUCGCGAAUCCCCUUGCCUCAAGUUUCUCUCCGCUCAUUCCUCCUCCCUCUGCUCCUCCCCUCACCUCAGGGAUUCACGUCUCACUCAGUGGAUGUGUCCCCAGGUCACUGCGUAGACUGGAGUAGGCCCCGUCACAAGUAGCCAGAGCCGUGGCGAGGGGUAUUCUGGACGUGGGUCAGCACUACUGCAGAAAAAAAAGAUCCAGCGGAAAUUAAGCCGGGAGUGUUACUGAAAAUAAUUCAUUCGAGCACUUGUACAGGAAUACGCUCGUCAAGUUUGUAACAAUCACUUCCACAUGUUCUUGAGAGAUCUGGAAUGCAUACAGUUAUAGUCAACAAGUAAUUGGCAAUUGUUUCCGAAUAUUGGGCCUUUGCAUAUUUCACUACUUUACAUCGAGUAAACGUGCCCCCAGUAACCCCGUCCGCGGAGACGGAGCGAAUUGGCUCGUUGUGCAGAUGCUAGAUGGUGUUGCUGCGUCUCAGAACCGAAUUGGCGUUGAUUUGGCUGCUUAGGGGGAAGGAGCUGAUAGCCAACGUUUCAUUUCGAGCUGAAACAAGACGACAGCCCAGCAGCGUUCUGAUGUUGUCUGCCGGUCGAGUCGCCCUUGCAAAGACCUUCUUAGCUCAAUUGGCGUUACUCACCCCCCUCACCCACUCACUCGGUCACUCACCCAGUCAGUCACCCACACAGUCACCCACCCACUGACUCACACACUCAACCACUAAUUCACUCGCCCCGUCACCUUACCCAUUCACUCAGGCACUAACACGCCCACUCAUCCACUAACACACCCAAUCACCCAA
Petromyzon marinus (sea lamprey) is the source of this 3185-nucleotide messenger RNA. The record is from RefSeq and is a predicted model, not a curated record. NCBI's taxonomy places the organism in Eukaryota, Metazoa, Chordata, Hyperoartia, Petromyzontiformes, Petromyzontidae.